AUGCGUGCCACCGAGUCGACGCUGCUGGGCAAGCUGGCUUUCAGCAACCGAAGUUUUGCUCGGUAUCGGGUCGUCUUCGUCGGCGACGUGAUCUCCAAAGGUCCCGACCCAGUUGCGUCGCUGCGGCUUGCGCGCAACACUGUGGCUGCAGCCGCAGCGGGCAGCGAGAUACUCGUCGGCAACCACGAGCGUAACCUGCUCACGUGGCUGAAACAGCGAGAUCAGGGCGUGCCCGCUGGAAAACGCUCUGGCUCUGGCGAGGGCAACAGAAUGACGGGCGAGCAGCUGACGCGCGGCGAGGUGGAGUGGCUGCGCGGCCGGCCCGACCGAUUGGCGCUGCCGGAGCAUAACGCCAUCGUCGCGCACGCAGGGCUGCGCGCGGGCGUCCCGCUCGCACAGCAGCAGCAUGCCGACCUGACGGCGAUGCGGAGCCUCGAUGCCGCCGGCCUGCCUUCGCCAACGGCCGGGGCCGUCUCGUGGGCGGCGAGCUGGCGCGGGCCGACGCACGUCAUCUUUGGGCACGACUCGCGCCGCCGGCUGCAGCUCCACCCCUUCGCCACCGGCAUCGACACGGGGUGCGUGUACGGAGGCCAGCUCACGGCGCUCGUCCUGCCAGAGGGCUCGCGCAGCCGCGGGGACUGGAGGCUCGUGGCCGUGAACGCAACCACAACCUGGUGCUACGCCGGCAGCAGCGGCGGAACUGCCGCCAUCUCGCGCUCGCCAAACUGCCGCCGCAGCCAGCGCCCUGCCGGCAGCAAUAAGGAGGAGCGGCAUCAGAAGCGAGAGGAGGGUAAGCGGGAGAAGCACCGCAGGCGAGACGAGGCGAAGAAGGCCCGGCGAGAGAGGCGCCGACAGGGAGGCGACGGAACCGUCGACAAGUGA
Emiliania huxleyi CCMP1516 is the source of this 882-nucleotide messenger RNA. RefSeq lists its product as hypothetical. The record is from RefSeq and is a predicted model, not a curated record. Gene Ontology annotation, molecular function: phosphatase activity; endopolyphosphatase activity. Gene Ontology annotation, biological process: polyphosphate catabolic process. Gene Ontology annotation, cellular component: cytoplasm. The coding region runs from base 1 to 882 and encodes 293 amino acids. NCBI's taxonomy places the organism in Eukaryota, Haptophyta, Isochrysidales, Noelaerhabdaceae. The transcript is spliced from 2 exons.